Stereum hirsutum FP-91666 SS1 is the source of this 405-nucleotide messenger RNA. RefSeq lists its product as uncharacterized. The transcript is spliced from 2 exons. The annotation marks the transcript as partial. Lineage: Eukaryota; Fungi; Basidiomycota; Agaricomycetes; Russulales; Stereaceae. The record is from RefSeq and is a predicted model, not a curated record.
UGGACUCCUGUCUUGUCGAACAUUGCCAGAAGCAGUAGCAUUAAACCUGAAUUGGAAUCUUGGAAGGACACAUUGGAUACCCUACUGAUCUUUAUUGCUCUUUUUUCUGCCAUUGUGACUUCAUUUCUGGUUCCGGCAUUGGCGGGGCUCUCGCAGGACCCUGCAGAGCGUACGAACGAACUGGUUUCUAACCUUACAGAAGUCAUCAUCCAGCUCAGCCAGGGGCAGACAUCUUCAUUGGAUUUCCCGGAAUCGAUCCCGUUCAACCCAAACCCUGGUGUUAUUCGACAAGUUGUCUUCUGGACGCUUUCUCUCUUGACAAGUGUAAGUUGUGUCUUCUCUUUGAUAAAUAAUAAUAUCUUCCACUUUUCACCGCAAAUUUCUAGGUCUCCAUCGCAUCCCUAG